CCGGUUAUCACCGAUUUCACUCGUUUCCAACGACCUCCACCGCUUAUACUUAAUACAAACGUAUCACCAUCCAAACCAUCAAUCAACAUGCGCUCCUUCGCCACCAUCGCUGCCUUCGCCGGCGCCGCUAACGCCUAUGCCGCCUACUACCCGGCUGCCCCCGCUGUCAACACCACCAGUGUAGCAACUCCCGUCUACGAGGCCUCUUCCCAGGUUCCCUACGCCGCGAGCUCCGCCCCUGCGUACACCACCACCAAGGUCGUUACCGGUCUGACCACCGUCUGCCCGGAGCCUACUACCGUCACCUACGGCUCCAAGACCUACACUGUCUCCACCAGCACCACCCUUGUUGAUGACGACUGCGAGUUCACCACCACCUACGAGGUCAAGCCCACUCCUUCCGUCGUCAAGCCCACCGCCGAGAAGCCUACCGCCGAGAAGCCCACUGCUGAGUACUCCGCUCCCCCGGCUCCCACCGCGGUCAAGCCUUACCCAUCUGCUGGCAACGGCACCACUCCUUCCUACCCCACUGCCGUCAAGCCCAGCGGCAGCGGCACCAAGCCCUCCACCCCUGAGUUCACUGGCGCCGCCGCCCAGGCUGGUGUCGGCCUCAUGGCUGUCAUCGGUGCCGUCGCUGCUUUCUUGUAAGCAGUUCGCUCCUGAGCGAUUCGACAAAGUUUGGUUUACCAUGCUCUGAAGAGUCACUUUUGAGUUUGUAAAAGGGGGAUCAUGGCUUCACGGUUAAUGGCUACGACUUCACAUCACGGUACGGUCAAGCAUUGGGAUGCGAGUCUUCGGUCUUAACCUGCUUCCUUGCGCAAUACGUCGCAGCAGCAUUUCGAUUCAUGGACAAUUUUGGAAUAUAUUAAUACGCUUUGUCGAAAGGGCUACUGUCCAGAGGGGGGAAGUUCGUGUGGUCCGGUGGAUUCAUGUUCCUUAGAUUCUCUGGCUUAGUGAAGAGAAUUGGCAAGAUAAUAUACAUGAUAUCCACGCAACCU
Molecule: messenger RNA, 998 nt
Organism: Cucurbitaria berberidis CBS 394.84
Lineage: Eukaryota; Fungi; Ascomycota; Dothideomycetes; Pleosporales; Cucurbitariaceae
Exons: 2
Coding region: 88-648 (186 amino acids)
Biological process (GO): fungal-type cell wall organization
Cellular component (GO): fungal-type cell wall
Molecular function (GO): structural constituent of cell wall
Source: RefSeq, a predicted model, not a curated record